AUGUUCUUUUUCCAUUUUGAAUACGUGACAGUGCUACUGUAUGCUUUUGGACAAAUAUCAGUUUACGCAUCUGUGGAAGGCGAUGUGGGAAAAAUUGGUGCAUCGUCAACAGAUAUUUUUAGUUAUUUUCCAGCACGAUGGAAAGAAGUGAUCAAAUUGACUGUGGAAUCGUCCGAAUCUACCUGCGCCGAUGAGGUUCUUGCCGUAAUCGAGGCGGUUGAAUCCGGUCAGACGUGGGCGAUGCAAAUGCUGGACGCCUCGUCGAAACUUCCUUCGGGACUAUUAAGAGGUAACAAACGGGAUUAUGGAAUGUACGACGAGUGCAUCGAAGUCAACGAACACUACAACAACGUUAGUAUUCGAGGCAAGCACUGCAUGGUGUCGUUUAUGUCGAUUUCCCAGAUAUUUACACCUGUAGUCAGUGAUAUAGAUGAUAGAAUCUUCUCAUCAGUUUGUUUUCCAUCCUCUUGCAAUGAGACGCAAGUUGAGCAGAUCAUAAAUGUCACCAUCCAAAGCAUACCGAUAAUAAGCGGUCUGGGAUUUGGUGCUACCGUAGCGUCCUGCUCAGAAGUGGAAUUGGUUGAAGAUUUUACUGUUGGAGAAGUUUUGACAAUAAUGUUCUUCUUGGCCGUUGGCGUAUUUGUGAUAUUCUGCACCAUCUACGAUUUUUUGGGAAACCGUAAAUCUUCGAAAGCAUCCACGCGAAUGAAUACAUUUGUGAAAUUUUCCCUCCGUACAAAUGCAAUUGAAUUGCUAAACCCGAAAGAACUACCCUCGAUCCAAGGUAUAAGAGUCUUGAGUAUGUACUGGCUCACGAUCCCUCACCAUUUCGUCCCAUUUAUAUACGAACCGAUGCCUAAUUUGGCAGAUAUCUUGAAACUGACAAAUUCGUGGUUAGCUGUGGUUGCUCAGGUGGCACCAUUUUCUGUCGACACCUUCUUACUACUGAGCGGAUUUUGCAUGGCUUACUCCGUUUUUAAAAAAUUGAAAUCGGGGAAACAAAUUAAUUGGCUGAAAUUUUACGUCCACCGUUAUCUCAGAUUGACGGCAUCAAUAGCCGUUCUCAUCUUAUUUUCCUCGUUUCUUGUGCAUCGCGUUGCGGGCGGUUCUAUGUGGAAGGCGUUACUCAGUUCAGCCGUCGACUCUUGCCGUGAAAAUUGGUGGGUCAACUUAUUCUACCUUCACAACUUUGAGAAAGAAGAAGAAAUGUGUCUGCAUCACACCUGGUACUUGGCUGUUGAUAUGCAACUUUUUUGGAUAUCGCCAAUUAUCAUGUAUCUUCUGUACUACUGGCCAAAACACGGACGCCGAAUACUUGGUUUCUUCCUCCUUGCGUCGAUCGUCACGCCGCCCGUUGAUCUAGCUAUCAAUGGUUACUCAAGCGCAACUUUCAGGGUCAACUUCGACCCAGGAGAAAUCAUAUGGGAUGAUAUGUUCGACUUUUAUAUGGCCACUUAUAACCGUGGUUUUCCCUUCUUCCUUGGAAUCUUAUUGGGCUACGAUGUUACGAACAACAAGAGGCAGCUUACGAAGGUGAAUUCAACGAUCUACUGGAUUAUCGCUUGUGCUCUCAUGCUUAAUUGUGCGUGGCCCCUUCAUUAUAUUUACAAUACUAAUUUUGCCUAUAAUCCAGUAUUGGAGAUUGUAUUCGCUUUAACGUCACGUCCGUUUUGGUCGAUCGCCAUGGCUUGGAUCGUUUAUGCGUGUACUCAGGGCUAUGGAGGUCCUGUUGCUAGAUUCUUGUCACUGCCGUUCUUUCGGCCUCUGAGUCGCUUAUCAUAUUCCAUCUAUUUGCUGCAUUUGCCGAUUGAGAUGAUAAAAGCUUCGGCAUCAAGAAAUUCUGGUUUAUUCGAUUUUUCUGCUGUGUUUGAUAGAUAUCUUGGUAGUUUGGUACUGACAAUGAUAGCAGGGCUAAUCUUUAGUUUAUUCAUCGAAUUACCAGCCGCUGCCCUCGAAAAUAUUAUAUUCGAUUACGUACCGAAAUCAGAUAAAGUCAUUACAGUGAAGAAGACAAGGGAGACGAAGAGGCAUGUAUUCCAGUCGACGGAUAAUAAUAUUAGAAGACGUCGGAAGCAUUCAAGUUCUUAA
Diprion similis is the source of this 2088-nucleotide messenger RNA. Its product is annotated as nose resistant to fluoxetine protein 6-like. The record is from RefSeq and is a predicted model, not a curated record. Lineage: Eukaryota; Metazoa; Arthropoda; Insecta; Hymenoptera; Diprionidae. The transcript has 10 exons. Gene Ontology annotation, molecular function: acyltransferase activity, transferring groups other than amino-acyl groups. The coding region runs from base 1 to 2088 and encodes 695 amino acids.